AUGGCCGAGUAUGUCGAUUAUCCAAACUCGACACAAUACGAAGUCAGCAGAAAUAGCUACUUCACCCAGCAGCAGCGCGCCCUCCGCCCUGCUUGUUACGUGCGCCCGGAAAAUGCCAUUGAAGUCGCCGGCAUCAUGAAGACCCUCACGGCAACAAAUGCCACGUUCAACGUCAAGAGUGGCGGCUUCUCGCGCUUUGCCGGCGCCUCCAGCAUCGACAGCGGCGUGCUAGUCGAUCUCGCCCGCAUGAACAAGGUUCAAGUCCUUCCUACAGGAGGCACCAUGAUGGCCGGCCCGGCCGCAAAGUUCUAUGGUAUUUACCGCCGCUUUGACGACAAGAAGAUGGCGGGCAUAGGCCCCAAGAAUGGCGAUCUAAGCGUCGCAGGAUACUUUCUCGGCUGUGGCUUUUCAUUCUAUUCGCAGCAUUCUGGGUUCGCCUGCGACGACGUGUGGAACUACGAAGUUGUCACGGCAAAAGGGGAAAUCAUCAGAGCCAGCAGCGAGGAGAACCACGAGCUCUUCUAUGCCCUUCGUGGCGGCGGCGGCUCCAGCUUUGGAAUCGUCACCCGCUUCGAUUUUGUUCGCUUCUUUAACAAGAAGACAUGGUGGCAGCACAUCAUGUUUCCUGCUUCCUUGAAUCUGGAAGUGAUGAAGGCCUAUGCCAAUGCGGCAAAGAAGGUUCUUGGAAAAGACUUGUACUCCCAUAUGUUCCUGAUGACCUUCUUCUCAGAAGACCACCAAGAGUACGUGACCGAGGUCCACAUCGUGCAUUCCGGGAAAGACACGUCGCAUGACCGAAAGCCGCCGAGAUUGUCAAAGCCUUUCAAAAAGCUUACGGGAGCCCUACAGAACAUCACCGAGGGAAACGGAGUUGCCAACUUAACACAAACCUUCAUGGAGCCUGCUGGCCUCCGUCGCUCGGCCUGGUCGACCUCGUUUGGCUUCGAUAAGCCCGAGUUCCUCGCCGAAAUUCUCUCCCGCUGGCAAGCAAUGGAUGAGAAACUCAAGAGCUUGCCGGGCCAGAGAAACUUUAGGUCAGAGAUAGAACUCCAGCCCGUGUCGAAACGCAUGAUUUGGAACGCGCGGCACAAGGGCGACAAUGCCUUGGGAUUGCCCAUUUCAAUGGUCCCGAUGACAUACGUCCUCUUUUCCGUGCAGUGGGACGACCCGGCCUUUGAUGAUAUCGUGGAAGCUGAGUCUAAGCGUUUCAUCGAUGGAAUUGAAGAGACGGGGAGGCAAAACGCCCAGCUUCGCGGCGUCAUACACAUGAACUACGCUCAUCCCAGCCAAGAUUAUUGGGCGCGUCUGAACCCAAAGUCUUAUGAUAGGCUGAUAAUUGCGGCGAGGAAUUGGGACCCAGAUCGCGUGCUGAAUAGGCUGUGGAGGGGCUAUUUCAAGUUUGAUCAUGAAGUUGGCGGAUAG
Molecule: messenger RNA, 1422 nt
Organism: Trichoderma atroviride IMI 206040
Lineage: Eukaryota; Fungi; Ascomycota; Sordariomycetes; Hypocreales; Hypocreaceae
Source: RefSeq, a predicted model, not a curated record